ACCGACUCACUAUCCACGAAGGGCGAGCUCGCCCGUGCAGGCAGUCCGAUGCGCAUGGACUGUGCCGCCGGAAGGCAGAGCUCUUCGCAGGCCGACGGGACGAUGUUGGUCGUCAAGAACUGCUUCUUGGAGGUGGUGGACGUCGGUGCCGGACUCCGCCGCAGCAAGAGCGACAGCCAUCCUCGGGGCACGCGUUCUGGGGCCGCGCCGCGCCCGCGGCCGCGGCCCCGGCCUCGCACAGGGACGACGAGGCCUCGGCGGGCCAGUGCGCGGCCGAGGACGACGCCCCCACCGGGAACCCCGCCAGCCCACGGUGGGUCUUCGAGCCCGCUUCGGUCGAGUCGGGUAGCCGCUGCUCCUGGGCGGAGCUCAGCGACUGCAGCCCGCACGAGGCUGGCGGGAGCUGCGGGUUCAGCGACAUCGACAGG
Messenger RNA from Prorocentrum cordatum, 428 nucleotides. NCBI's taxonomy places the organism in Eukaryota, Dinophyceae, Prorocentrales, Prorocentraceae. The record is from the annotation of a GenBank genome assembly.